GUCAACAAAUUAAAUGUGAUAAGGUUAAAUCAAGAUGGCAGAGUCCGUUUAGAGUAACUGACACAACAUUGUAUGUAAUUUUUAAAGAAAGGAAAAACAAUGGCGACGGGACAAGUGUCGCGUGUAAUUACGGAGGCCAUUCCAACUGAGCCUACCCUUAAAUUACAUAUGCCACACCCGCCUAACAGUAAGUUUGGUGUUCCUCCAAACAAAAUUCGCAAUAAAUUGCGAUUGGAUCCAUCAAGAGCAUUAGAGCCAACAAGAAAAAAGAUUUCUACGAUCGAGGCCCAGCGUGUGAUGUCAGUGUUUGAGGAUACGAUUUGUAAAGCUGAAAUUGUUUCAAUCCUUCCAUUCAUUUUAGAGAAUAGAGAGAGGUUUCGAGUAAGCCUUGGAGCUGAACUCUCUUUGUUAUUGGAUAUUCAUAAAAACACUGUGGAAAGCUAUGAAGAAAUCAAACAGCAGCUCGAUAUUCAGAUGCGCCAGAGACGCAUCAGAACAGCUAGCACAGAGAAGAGUGAAGGUUUUGAGGAUGAGGGAAUGGGAGAGUAUGGGGCCAGCACAGAGAGUCCUAUGCCUGAGGCAGAACAAAUGGGUGGGUCACGGAGGAGCAGUGUAGCUAGUGCAAGGUCCGUCCGAUCGGCCCAGUCUGUGGAGAGCUAUGACAGCCAGACAGAGAGGACCAUGAGAAGUCUCAGUCUGGUAGCACAGCAGCUGAGCAGCUCCUGUAAAAAUAUCCUUAGGGCAUUCUUGACCAAUCCCAAUGCCCUGAGCAUGAUCAAAAACCAGGCAAGGCGAGCAGAGCCUUGCAGUAUGUUUCUGAAGGAUAUGUCUGACCUCAGGGACAUUUUGCUGAACAAGCUGUUGACCACCCCAGAGGAAGAGAAGGAGAGAAUGCAGUACAUUCAGGAGGUUUCCAAGAGGGAGAGACAGAACGCCACAGUGAUUGAGGACCUGGAGCAGAAACUCAAGGCGGCCAUGGAUGAUAAAGAUGAAGAAAUCAAGAAGAAGAAUUCCAUAAUCAGAAAGCUCCAGGCAGAUCUGCGUCAGAUUGAGAAGUUUUCAGACGAGAACAAUAAAAGAGUGACCAAUGAGGCGGAAAAACAGGAACAAGCGGAUCUAAAGAACAGCGAGGGCAAGAAACAGCGCCUGAUGACGGAGCUGAACCAGCUCAAAACGCAGCUGCAGAACGCGGUGAUGGAACACAGGGAAAACGAGCAGGAACUCAGAAGAAAAAAAUUCAGAGUUGAGUCACAAGUUGAGAACUGGAUCCAGAAAUAUGAUACAGACAUGAAUGAAAGACAGAGUGAGUACGAGGAGAUAGACCUGGUGUACACUGAGGAGAAGAAGCAGCUCCAUGAGUUGGAGGAGCGGUUCAAGACGCUGGAGGCCGAGUACCAGCAGAUCAUGGAGGAGCGCCGCGUGGCAAGGGAGAAGCGAGAGGCGGCGGAGAGAGAGAUGGCACUGAUGGUGAAGGCCGCCACCACUAUCCAGGCAUUCUGGCGGUCCUUCAAAGUCCGCAAGGCGCUCAAGGCCCGCAAGAAGAAGGGUGGCGGCAAAAAGAAAAAUUCAGCUUAAAGAAUGAGGCUCACGGAGAGUAAUGGUAGCCAGGUUCCUUCCCUGUAUUACUGUUUAUGAAAUCUGGACGUGAAGAUAUAACAUUGGUGAAAGUUCCUGUGUAUACAUUGUUUGAUAUACAUGUUUACCCCCUGUUUUACAGUUGUGUAGUUGCUACUUCUAAGAUAAAUUCUUUUUACAUUGUU
Magallana angulata is the source of this 1760-nucleotide messenger RNA. RefSeq names its product dynein regulatory complex protein 10-like. The record is from RefSeq and is a predicted model, not a curated record. Lineage: Eukaryota; Metazoa; Mollusca; Bivalvia; Ostreida; Ostreidae. Bases 100 to 1575 code for a protein of 491 amino acids. The transcript is spliced from 5 exons. Gene Ontology annotation, molecular function: protein binding.